AUGGAUCUGUUGCAAACAAAAGUGCGGAACUUGGAGGAUCUUAAUUUGGAACUUGGCUCUUCUGGUUUGCCCUACCCAAAGCCGUUUGAUGGAAGUGAUGAUUUUUUGGCCUAUUUGAAGUCCUUCAACAGAUUGGCGACUGGCCAUGGUUGGCAGCCUCCAAGAUGUUGUCAGAUAUUGCCUAUUUAUUUGAGGGGAGCGGCUUUGGCGGUGUAUGAAGGGAUGCCGGAGGAUGAGAAAAAUAACUGGAAAAAUUUGGUGGAAGGCCUAGCAAACAGAUUGAAGAGAAUUUCUACUAGGGAGGUGGCUAGAUUGAAAAUGAUUGAGAGGAGGCAGAACGUUGGAGAGUCUGUGGAGGAAUUUGCCCAGGCCUUACGCAACUUAGUGGAGAGAGCUUAUCCGGAUUCAUCUCUGGAUGUGGAUUUGGCUGGCCUAAACCUUGACGUGGCAAUAUCUAAUAAUGUGAAGGGAGAAUUGGGAGUGAUGACUAAAAGGUUCCGGGAUGAGCAGUGCAGGGAUCGUUUUCGCGCGGGUUUGCUGCCGGAGAUAAAAGAAAAGGUGAUCUUUAUGGACCAGCCCCCUACAUUGGCAGAGGCAGUGGCGCAGGCGCGCAGAGUAGAAGAAUUAAAUAGUACAAUGAAGGAUGAUAUAUGGCGAAGGACAAAAGAAAUAGAAGUGAAAGCAACCUUAGCGGAGAAACAGGCAGAGUGGACAAUUUGGAAACAGGCCAAAUUUUAA
This is a messenger RNA of Meloidogyne enterolobii, 738 nucleotides long. The record is from the annotation of a GenBank genome assembly. NCBI's taxonomy places the organism in Eukaryota, Metazoa, Nematoda, Chromadorea, Rhabditida, Meloidogynidae.